AUGGCACAUGUGCUGAAGGCAUGGUUGUGCACGAGACUGGGCGUAAUGAUGGACCUCACGCCGAACAUGUUCGCUCACUAUACCAAAGAUGGCACCUUGCUGGCCCAGAUUCUGCACAGUUACGAUAUAAUUAGCAACAAUCAAUUGAGCACCAUUCUUCGUACGCACGACCCUGCGUUGUCGAGAGUGAAUCUGAAGACUCUACGAAUCUGGCUGAAGCUCAUCAAUGUCACAUUGAGCGACGAAUGCAUUGAAGAGAUCUCUAAAGGCAAAGGUUCAGCGGCUCUUCAGCUCUUCUACAAAGUCUAUUUGAGCUUAGAAGGGAAAGAUCGAUUGCACUUCAUUGCCCGGCAGAAAGAGCAGAAAGAGAAGUUUAUGCACACGUCCAGCAGAUUCCAAGUCUCCAGAGUAUCGGACAGCCCUCCACCCUAUCAAUUACCCGAGCAUUUUCUUUCGCAGCCGUUAAUCGAAGCGGCCGACACCAUUCUCUGGCAUAGGAAUAAAUUUUUCACGAUCACGGAAGCCUGCAGACGAGAGCGAAAGCGGUUGAAAGCUCUCGCGGAUUAUCCUGUGGUCGAACCGAUCGAACACCUCGUACCGGAAGAGCCACCGGACGAGAGGAAGGAGGAGAGUGAGAGAUUAGAUAAAUUCGAUCGCAAACAUCCGGCUCGCGAAACGAAGAAAAAAUACCAGAUAGUCGAGUGUUGUCCCGGCAAGCGAUCUCUGAACGUGUCCUGCGCCGAGGAUCCCGUGGCUGCCGCGGAAUACGUUGACCUACUGAAGAAGCGGAGUGGAAGAGCGGUUAAAUCUCGUGAACCGAAAUUGAAGACGCAAACGGCGAUGAUGACGGAGUCUUGGGAGCGAUUGUUGAGGAAACAAGAUAGAUACUUCGACGAAGUUCUCGGCGAACGAGUGUUGGAUCAGUCGCGCUAUGAGAAGCAGAUAAUGGGAAAGCUGUGCGAGGUGUGGGAUUUGAGAAACAGAAUCGUGGAGAAUCGCAGGAUUGCCGAUGCGAUGCUACUCGAAGCUAAAGAGCACGAGCAGCGACUAAAAGAAGAACGUCAACGAGAAAUAAUGAAGGAAGAGAUGCAAGAUGUAGAAAUGGAGGUCUGCAGAAUGAGCGAACUUCGUCAAAGGAUUUGCGAGGAGAAGGCGCGCAGAAUGAGAGAGGAACAUCGAGGAAUCUGUUCGGAGGUCGUGCGAGAUCUCGUGGAUAUCGCAGUGAAAAUCGCUGAAUAUGGUCAGACAAAGGAUAUUCCACAUUCGUGGGAUAAAUGGAAAGCAUUGUUCCUGAAAAAUCAAUCGAUAUGCGAGUUUGUAGAACACGUUGAUGAAAUCGAAGACGUGGAAGAUGCGCAAAAAAAUAAAGUGACAAUCACGAAGAAACUCGAAAUGGAACGUCGUUCAGCUGUGGCUGACACAGACUUCGAGAGCUAUCGCGAUCUAGCGCCGCCUUGGGACGAGUUCGCGCCGGAAAGGAAAGAGGAAGCCGAAGAAGUUUGCAGACUGGGUCGCAUUGUGCUCGGUUAUGUGGUUCAUCGCUUGCUGGAGAUCCUGUAUCCUUAUCCGACCGGGACGGUGGAUUGUCCUGUGCCGAGAGUCAAGGUUGCGGCUGUUAUCUCGGGCAUAACAAAUCGAAUCUUGCACGAGCAGCUGCGAGAGUUGUUGAAGAGCAGCGGGAUUUGUUUGCUGAGGAUGGAAGAUGCGAUCAAUCAUUGUCUGGAGAGGUACAAGCGGGAGAUGGCCGACGUGGAGUACAUCGACUUGAACAUCGUCCCGGCGACGGCGGAAGACAUCAAGAGAUUGGAGACUAAGAGCAAGAUAGACGACUCGAGAGACCGAAGUCACCCGAAGAAGAUUGAAAGAACGACGAAAAUAGCGGCGUCUCAGCAGAGCGCGGCUGAGGAGAAGCAAACGCAGACACCAAGGCAGAUCCCCUACGACGACAUGCAUCCGAUUUUGAGCGAUUCCGCGUACAUAGGCAAAUGGACUUACGAGUUUCUCACGCUGGGUCAGCCAAUAUCCAACGAGCUAAAUACAAAAAUAUUGAUCGAAUAUUUAAAAGGGAUUGGAGACGUUGAAGGUUGGGCAUUAAUAAAUUACCCCAACACAUACGAACAGAUGGCAAUGUUGGAGAAAGCGUUGACCGGACGCGAAGUGCCUUUUGAUCACAAGGUUAUCAAUUUUGCGGAUGCCAAUAUCGAGGACAUCAAUCCCCCGUCAUCCAGGAUCGUGUUCGAAGAAGAUGAAAUUGACACAUUCGCAAUCUGCAGGCAGUCUAGAUUAUUGCCAAAUCCAAUCGUCAAAGCGAAAGAUCAUCCUGGUCCCUCGACAACAUUCAUAACAAAGUAUAUUAAAGUAAUGCCGAAACCAAAGAUUUUGGACGAUCAAGAUCAAUCUUGUAUUCCGUUAUCGAAUGAUGCUACUUCGAUCGACGAAUACUACGCUAAUCAAAGUAUCGCAUAUGGAUUUUUCUACAGUAUCCUCGAUCCUCCUACCUUGAAAGAGUUAGCCGAAACCAUCACCAGUCAAUUCUCCGAUAAAAAAUUAUCCUUCGAGAGGACGUAUCGAGAUGAACAAAAAACUCUCAUUAAUUCGAAAGCAGCCAUUGUUAAACGCUUAAUUCCAAAAUCUGAAUGGGAAAGCUCAAAACGCGGAGAGAAGAAAGAUGUCGAAUUGGAAGAAGAAAAUUUACAACCGGAAGUUCAAACGCAGCCAAUAAACGGUCAUGUUAGACCUGGAGAAGACGGUUGGCAGUGGAUAGAUUUCCCUCAGUCUCCAGUUUUACUGGAAACCUUGGCUACUCUUUGGAAGAACAUUGAAGAGGCUUACAUAGAGAACGUGAAGGAGAUGCUUUCUUUAAAGAGAAUGCACACUUCGGCUAUUGUGUCUUAUAAAAAUUUGAUCUUAAGCAUUUUACUGGAGUUUAUCAAUCGACCCGACAACCGGCAGGUUUUGUUGCAAGAUUUUCAACGCGCCUUUAACGAGGUCGAUGAGGACCUCAGAGAAGACGUCGACAUGAAGUGCGAGCUGCACUGCCGUGUCGACGAUUUCCGAACGGAAUUGUGGGAAUUGUGUGAUGUGCGGCGACGCGAAGCUGAAGACGAGAGAAGACGAACCCUGCGGAAUCAGUACAUCCUGAUGGAAGCUGUGAUCCUCGUUAACGUGUACAUCGGUAUCCUGCAAACGGAAAUCGACAGAUUUGUCGACACUGUACAGCUUCUUGAAGAUUACUAUACCUCGAUGUCACAGAAGCCAUUACAGGAAUUGCGAUUCUCCAAAAUCGUUCUUAAUUACGUCGAUUUUGACGGUAUUCUUUGGGAAACCUUAUCGGUCAAAGAUGAAGAAGAGCGUACGGCGUCAGAGGCGAAAGCCGAUUCGGUCAAAGCUUCCGUUCGAAUUGUGAAUAUGAAUCACUUCAAGGCCGAAAUAGAGCAUCUGCUGAUCGACGUGUCGAAGGACUUCGAUCCUGAUCAAAACGCUGUGUAUAACGUUAUCAAGGAUAAUAUUCGACAAGUGCGAGAUCAAGUGGACUCAAUCUCGUCCAUGGCGCUGGAGAAGCUGAAGAAGAAAGAAAAACCCGCGGUUCCAAAAGCUAAAGGCAAAGACACUGGAAACGUCUCGCCUAACUCGACGAAAUUGACGAGAAGUCACGAUCUCGUCGAUGAAUGGCGAUACGCCGUCUUGUUUGAGAUCGAUCGUAUUCAUCAAAGAUUAAAUGUGUUGAACGCAGCUGCUCAAUCAGACGUGACUUUUCUCCUGAAUUUUAUGAGACAGACCUUCCACCGUAUUUAUCAUAACAUCGUCGAAAGAUACAAACGCGAGAUCGAAAGCAUCAACGAAAUGGCGAAUAUCUUCUGCUUCGCUAUUGAAGAAGAGAAACGAAUUCAGCAGGAAUUAUUAUUUGACGAUGAUCAAUUCGUUGUAAGAUCAAGUGUCUUAAUGUUUGCCAAAGAUCCUAAGGGAUUCGUUGCUCCAAUUAAAGAGGUCCCUUCACCUUUGCGAUUCCGAAUUGUUCAACUCGGUCGACUGAUAGAUAUUUUUCAACGAAUCGCUCCAAGCGGAAUUCUGAGCAAACGCGCCCUAGUUUAUGUUCUUCAGGAUCUGGUGUCCUGCGGCGAAGAGGACUGUUAUCCGCCUUAUGUGCCGUGCGCUUGGCGACAAUUGCGACCUCCGGAUAUCGACAAACUGAUCCAACGAUUAUUUGGUCCCGCUGAAUAUAUCGAGUGGCGAGAAUUUAUUCUGUACGCGAUGGAUCUGCCAAUACCGUCGCAUCAGGAUAUCCUGAAGAUGCGAACAGCCUUCAGGAAGCAAGAUCCUGAACUGAAAGAGGUGAUCACGAGCGAUCGAUUUCACUCGAUGCUAUUAUGGUUUCUCGAAAUUUCCGCUCACAAGGAUUCCCUGAAUGAAGAACUUGAUUAUGGCAACUGCGAUAAGAUAGCGGAUAUAAUGUUACGCGAGGAAACACGAUUAGGCCAGAUUGUUUCGAACUUCAAGAACGAUUUCAUAGAAACAGACGAAAAUAACAUUAGCGCGAUGUUGAGGCUGAUGCUAGCCAAGGAGCUUCUCCGCCGAAUGUAUCUGGUAAAUCAAAAUACGGUUCACUAUACCGCCAUGUUACUGAGCUUCUGUAAAGACGAAGAUCCCCGAGAAGGUCUGGGAAAAGCAUUUAGUCUCGCUAUGGGUGGCAGAGUUUGUACUGAUACAGUAAAAGGGGAGAGAUAUGCCAAAGAGCUCUUUGAAAAGCGUCGUGCUAGCAAGUUAAAAUUAAGCCCGGAUUAUCCGCGAGAGGAAGCCGAGGAGGUAGCGCACGAAAUGAUAAGCUACAUAAUGAAUAAAACAAUAAAGGCCAUUGUCAUGCUCGAGAAAGAAGCUCGUGAUAUGACUUCAAAACGUCGAGUCGUAAUUCAACAGCUGGACGAAUAUCACGAGAUAAAUUCGACCGAACUCUUGCCACCGGAAGUAAUAAGAGAGGACCUAGUUAUAGAAGAUUCGUCGGUAAUCAAUGACGAGCGCGAAUAUCAUUCGGGUUCAUCACUGAAAUUGGUAUCAAUUCUGUCCAAAAAUGAUGAAAAAAUUCAACCAAAUAAAACGGUCUUUUGGCUACCACGGGAUGUUUGCUUGACGGUUUUGUCUACGUGUUUACCGUGGCUCGCGUCGCAAGCAAAUCUUUUUGAAACUUCUAUGAGCCUUUGCGAAGGAAUAGCACACGUGUACAACGACUUAAAAGAUGAGGAAUUGAAUGACAAGGAAGAUCUUGUUUUAGCACACCGUCUGAUAAACCAUAGUUUUAUACGUGAAUUACUCUGCGCUUCUAAUAACUCACCUAAAGCGGGUUUACAGUUGCAACGCACGGACAUUCUGGAUUCGCUCUUGAAAGGUUUCUCUCUUCAAGGAUGGUGA
Messenger RNA from Linepithema humile (Argentine ant), 5403 nucleotides. The record is from RefSeq and is a predicted model, not a curated record. NCBI's taxonomy places the organism in Eukaryota, Metazoa, Arthropoda, Insecta, Hymenoptera, Formicidae.